Molecule: messenger RNA, 777 nt
Organism: Miscanthus lutarioriparius
Lineage: Eukaryota; Viridiplantae; Streptophyta; Magnoliopsida; Poales; Poaceae
Source: the annotation of a GenBank genome assembly
AUGCCGCCGGCGAUGGCGGAGCAGGAUGGAAACGCCGCGACGCCCUCCGCCCUCGCUCUCUUCGCCUCCCGCCUCUCCUAUCGCAGGUUCGGGGACGAGGACCUCCGGGUGCUGGAGGCCGCGCUGUCCGCCGGCGCUGACGUACCCGCGCUGCUCGCCACGCGCUCGGCGGCCCGGAGUCUGCUGCAAGCAAGCGCGGCGGAGGCGUUCGCAUUCACUGCGACGGGUUCAGUGCUGGAUGGUGGGACCAGCCUCGUCGUCGCCGACUUCUUCGCACGCGCCUUCGCGCUCGUAGGCGAUGUCGAGAGCUGCCUUGCCAUGAGAUACGAGGCCCUGUUGCUUCGAGACGCUAAAUACUGCAAUGGCCUUCACUUGCAAGUGUCCCGUCAGGAGUGGUUAACUUUCGCAAAGGACUCUCUUGAUAAUGGCUUCUACACCAUUGCCUCCAAGGCUUUUGCAAAUGCUCUUGGGCACAUUCAUCCAAGCCACCCAGGGCACUUGGACUCUGCUAAUUCCAUUGAGGAGAAGGACAAGAUCAAUGAUAUAACAGGACUCCAGAACUUGGCCAAGUCAUUAUCUGCACAGCAUUCUGUUCAGACACAGUCUGCUGAAUACAUGAAAAGGAGAGCUUCAGGUGUUCAUGAGAAGGAUAAUUUUCAAUCAGAAAAACCAAGGUUAUCAGCAAGUUCAAUGUUUAGGCUAGGGAUUAAAACAAGGAACAUAAAGAAAUUGCUUCAUAGCCAGGGAAGGAACCUGGGAGAUUUGAAGCAAUCUUAG